GCCGUGCAUCGUCAAUUUUCUUCUCCCUUCUUCUCGAGCCACUGCACAACCCGCCUCGAGCUUCAACCACGUCUUUGCUGCGUCAUCGUGCAAGGAUUGUUUUCGCUCCGUGUCUCUCAUCCUUCUCCGUCCGACUCUGACACCGUUGGAAACCGAGCCGGCCCAUAUCAACUCGUCAGGCUCAACCCCCGUCUGGCGAUUCUGAACCACUCGACUCUCCGCAUCCCGAGCUCUUGAGCUUCCACAGAUUUGCACCUCACAGUCCUCUGCUCGGUUUGCUGGAAUAUUGCCCGAGUCUGAGACCGUGUCGUUGCUUCCUGUGCACUUCGGAGACUUUUACUUGCUAUCAUCCCACCUAGAUACUAGCUUCCCUGUCGCCACUCUUGUUUCCAUCUCGUCGGUCACCUUGAGGCCCGACAACCACCCCUGGCCCCUGUUUACCCGUCCUAUGAUAUAAACGAGAAAAAAAGAGUGCGAAUCAUCAGCUCUUAGCAACGGCCCAAUUUUUCCUCUGUCUAAGCCGUCGAAGAAUCAUUUGCAGCAUCUCUCAUCUUGCUACCGAGAUCACGUUAUCUUUAUUCAUCUCUCUUACUUGAGCAGUACCCCAGCAAAGUCUCUGGGAAUGCCUUACACGCCUCCCUCCCACCGAUCUCCCGCCUCCUCAGCGACCGUCUCUCCCGAUGUGAGUCGGCGUUCAUCAAUCACAUCCGGCCCGAAGCCGUCGCUGCCUCGGUCUGCCUCGUAUCUCAGCAAGAACCGCCGAACACCGUCUGCACCCCCGUCCACGGAGGCUCACUCGACGCCGUCUCCGCCCUAUGGCUCCUCCGACGAGGUCAAGAAUGCCGGUGCGGCCCCUGCCGUGAGUGCUAGCCUGCGCAAGUCGCCGCCGCCGGUGACGGACGACCGCGGGAUUCCUAAUGCAGCCAUCAUCUCGCCGCCCGACUCGGCAUCGUCGGAUAGCGAAGAUGACAGCCGUCCGGAGAUCCGGGGGCGCAAACUGGGGAAGCUCAGGGACGCCGUCAGCCAGAUCCCCCAGCCCCGAACGCCGUCGCCGCCGAGCAAAGAGUCGAGACUCAUCCCCGACGAUGAGACUCCUCGAAGCAUCGUGCACACCAGCUUCAGCGCCAUGAGCCUGAGCGAUCUGCCCAAGGCGACUGGGCGACGGGGCCACGUCCGGUCAGCUACGGAUCCCAACGUCUCCGCUAUCAUGACCUCUGCCGAGAACUCUCAGACCGUCUCGGAGGACUCGGAAGACGACAUGAGGCCGAAGCCGCCCAUGGUGCGAAAGAAGUCGGGCGAGCUGGUGAGGCCAGCUUUGCGAGGGCACAAGCGGCCCUCAAGUGUGCCCGGCACUCCCAUGUUCACCAAGGCUGUGCACUUUGACUCGCACCUGGAGCACAUCCGCCACUUCCUGCAGGUCGACCGACCUCUUGCCGUCAGCGCCGGUUCGUCUCCCGUCGAAAACUACGACAGCGAGGCAGAGUAUCCGUUCCCUGGCGGCGAGAAGCGGACCGUGGCGCGAUCGCCACCUUUUGAGUGGCAGCUCAUCACCAACAACUUCCCACAGGACUCGCCGCAGCGACGCGAGCAACCCAAGUCGGUUGUCUGCCGUUUCACGCUCGACUAUUGGAAGACGACUUCGGAAGUGGCAGCCGAGUUCACCCAUGAGAUUCGCCCUCAGGUCACUCGUGUCCCCCAGGACCGCUUCACCUUCUCCAUCAAGCUGUCGGACACAAUCAACCUGGAGAUGAAGACGCUGUACUUCUGCAUCCGCUACAACGUCAACGGCCAGGAGUACUGGGACAGCAACAACUCGGCCAACUUCCAGGUCGACUUCCGCAAGCAGUUCAAGCCUCAGAACGGUAAGAACAGCUUCCAGGGCGCUGUGUCACGGUCCGCCAGCAACAACUUGCCGCGCAGCAACCGCAAGCAGACGCCCGCGGGUUCCGGCCGGUCCGGACAGAUGCCUUUCUCGUUUGACGAUUUUGAUAAGAAACCAAAGUUUAAGUUUGACGACCAGCACAUCAACGACUACUUGGGCGAGUCCAACACUCCCGGCCUCCGCCUCAAGACCAAGUCGGCCAGCAACCUGGCCAGUGACAACAUCAGCAGGGGCCUGGGCCUGACUGCCCCCAGCGGAUUGGCUUUUGCUAACCGCUACGACUUUGGAGCGUCGUUGAGCGCAGCCGUGCAAGCGGCCAAGGACUCCGCGGCUAAGGACAAGGACGCCCUCUAUAUGAAGAGGAACGUCCGCAACAGCCCGACGCCCAUGUCCUUUGGCCCGCCCCUGACGAGCGCUCCGCCUGCUCCGGAGCCCAGCAAGCCUGCCGUCGCACCUGCUGCUUCGGCCGCCGCUGCCGCUGCCGCUGCUGCUCCCUCACCCAACGUUGGUCUUGGGCUCGGCCUUUCCAGCUCUUCCUACGAAGAGCUCGUCAGUAAAUACUGCUUUUUUGGUUCGAAGCAAUCCUCCACGGCGGCCACGAACGGAGCCACCAAGAGCGAAGAGAACGAGGGCGGCAGCCCUGCGUCAGAUACCAUGGCGGUUCAUCCCCUUCACCACACUGGUCCUGCGGCUCAUCACAGCCUACACCAACCUAUUGAUAUGAAGCUCGACCGCCCUCUGACCGCUGACUAUCUCGCGGCAUCGCCCUCAUCCCCUCUCGACUCUAUGUCCUCUGUCCUCAUCAGCAGAGAGCAGACGUCUACUCCCAAGUCCAUGACGCACAUGAGAUCGCCAUCGCCGUCCUUUUCUUCAUCACCAACUGAUGCCCCCUUCUUCGCACAGCAGAUGAUUCAACAACGAUUUCGCUGGCACGGAGAGCCUCAUACCGCUACUGCCAUCCGGGGCUAGAUCGUCUACGGAAGCGUUUAUCGGAUGAGGUCAUCGGCUAUAUACAGGAUCUUUCUUGGUUAACUGUGUUUUCCUGUUUCCUCUCUUUUUUAUCAACACUGACGAUUUUUUGAUCACGACAAAAAAAUGCACUUGUUUUGGGUUUGGCCAGCAAACCCCCACCACCACGGGUGUCCUCUGUUUAACACUACGAGGCUCUUACAUGAUGUGUCUUGUCACACUUUCUCAUUCAACGGGCCCUGAAACAUAUUGGGGUUCGCUUUGCAGCCGUCGAUUCUCCUUUGUUGCUCGCAGCAACAGGCAAGAGCGGGAGUUGUAUUAGUCCAUGUUGUCUUUCCUUCGUCCUUCAUGUCUGGUGCUUUUCUGGUUCUUGUCAGUAUUAUCUCUUGGAGUUUGGCCACACACGACGGGGUUUGUCUUUGUUUCGCUUGGCGCUCACAAGGGCAUAUGGGAAGUUUGGUCUUUUGCCUUUCUAUGUUGUUUUCCUGUUUUGGUUGUCUCUGUUUCCUUUAUACUGCGCGCUGGAUUCGGUUCAUGACAGGUCUCGCGAUGGAGUCACUCUACCACUACGGUUCAUCUCCUGUGUUACAUCUCUCACGGGGUUUCCUUCUUGUCACGCUCUUCUAUACGUCUCUCACGGCUCCAGACCGUCAUGAACAAGAAGACCGGGCGGAUUGAUCACGACUUUUCAACGCUCUCAUUUGUGUAUUUUUCAGGGAAUGGACCGAAAAGCGGCCGAAGGGUUGGGGUUUUCGGUCCAGGGUGCAUUGGGCUACUUGUUUACGAGCAGGCGGAGAAUGGAAAGGAAAAAGUCGGGUUGAUAAUGGUAUUGAUUGUUCCGAUUUGGGUCUUGCAGGCACUCUGGUACUGCCAGAGUAACUGCUGCUACAACUUACUACACGCAAGAGAUCAGACAUAAAUGAAAUUGCCUAGAUUACAGACGUUAUGCCUAG
This is a messenger RNA of Trichoderma reesei QM6a, 3804 nucleotides long. Its product is annotated as carbohydrate-binding module family 21. Gene Ontology annotation, cellular component: protein phosphatase type 1 complex. Gene Ontology annotation, biological process: regulation of glycogen biosynthetic process. The coding region runs from base 623 to 2851 and encodes 742 amino acids. The transcript has 4 exons. The record is from RefSeq and is a predicted model, not a curated record. Gene Ontology annotation, molecular function: glycogen binding; protein phosphatase 1 binding. NCBI's taxonomy places the organism in Eukaryota, Fungi, Ascomycota, Sordariomycetes, Hypocreales, Hypocreaceae.